This is a messenger RNA of Ilyonectria robusta, 2082 nucleotides long. RefSeq lists its product as uncharacterized. Lineage: Eukaryota; Fungi; Ascomycota; Sordariomycetes; Hypocreales; Nectriaceae. The record is from RefSeq and is a predicted model, not a curated record. Gene Ontology annotation, cellular component: endoplasmic reticulum. Gene Ontology annotation, biological process: GPI anchor biosynthetic process. The transcript has a single exon. The coding region runs from base 129 to 1853 and encodes 574 amino acids.
UUUGACGAUUGCUUCACUCAACCCCUUUCCCACUCUUCUUCUCUUCUCCUUUGUCGCCACUUAAUCCCCAAAGUCCCACGACUCCUCUCGAAUCCUGCUGUCGGCGUGUUGCACAUGCAGUCGGCUACAUGUCAGUCGUGGCCUUCCUCCGCCAUGGCCUGCGCCUAGUGGUGCCGCUGGCGGUCGCCAUCACCAUCUACUUGUACCUGUUCCCCAUCUUCCAGGGCUGCGCAUUCCCCAUCGAGUCGGGUUCCAGCCAGGAUGCCUACGAUUUGACCAAGAAGCUGCAUUGGCCUGCGUCGAGGACGAACUUGACCGCAGAGGACCGCGCAAAGCUGGCUCCCUUUCGACUCCUUGCCCUCGGCGAUCCGCAGCUCGAAGGCGACACUUCCAUCCCGACAAACUACCUCGGCACUUUCCCUCACGUCAAGAGCAUCGCCAGACAUAUCACGUUCCAGACCAGACACGACUCCCUUCGAGAACGAGUCCGUCGGAUUGUGCAUGACCUCGUCGACGUCGUUUUCGAAGACGUCUUCUACUUCCUCGAGUCCCAGCGCAAGCGAUUCGACCUGUUCGGAAACGACUUUUACCUCGCGCACAUAUACCGUACGCUUCACUGGUGGUCUGUGCCGACGCACGUUACUGUUCUUGGUGACCUUCUCGGGAGCCAGUGGAUUGACGAUGCCGAGUUCAAAAGGCGGAGCCGUCGGUUCUGGGACAGAUCCUUCAAGGGAGCCGAGAGGCUGCCGGACGAGCUGGCGAAAUUCCCUACAAAAGAGUACACACUGUCGGGCAUGUUGGACGGGAGCGAAGAAGAAAAGGUCUGGGCCAAGCGACUACUGAAUGUGGUCGGGAAUCACGACGUCGGAUAUGCUGGUGACCUGACCGAGGAGCGUCUGGAGAGAUUUGAGCGCGAGUUUGGCAAGGUCAAUUAUGAGCUCCGCUUCGAGCUCCCCGUCACUGCCGAAAAGCAGGCCACCAUCUAUGACGCCGACUCCAACCCCGACUCGAGCCGCGUCAGCCCGGAACUCAGGAUCGUGGUUGUCAACGACAUGAACUUGGACACUCCCGCCAACUCCAGCGUUCUCCAGGACUCCACCUACAACUUUAUCAACAACGUCAUCCAGACGUCCAGCUCCGUGAAUUACCAAGGGCACUUUACCAUUAUCCUGACCCACAUCCCGCUGUACAAAGAGGCCGGGAUAUGUGUCGAUGCCCCCUUCUUCGACUUCUACUCUCAGUCGGAAGGAAGCGGUUUGAAGGAGCAGAACCAGCUGAGCGCCGACGCCAGCAAAGGCUUCCUCGAAGGAAUGUGGGGAAUGAGCGCGCGAACAACUGCCGCUGGCGGUGGUCGCGGCCGGCCGGGCGUCAUGCUCAACGGACACGAUCACGAAGGAUGUGAUACGUACCACUUCAUCAACCAAACAAACGGCACGGAUCCGGCCGACCGCUCCUGGGAGGUGGCGCGAUGGGCCGACGCACAAGCCAAGGGCAUCUUCGGAAGCGAGGGCAUCCCGGGCCGACGCGAAAUCACCGUCCGCAGCAUGAUGGGCGACUUUGGCGGCAACGCCGGCCUGCUCAGCCUGUGGUUCGACCACGAGGCGUGGGAGUGGCGGUUCGAGUACGCCGAGUGUCCGCUGGGCACGCAGCACUUCUGGUGGUUUGUACACAUUGUGGAUUUUAUUGUACUAUUAUGGGUGGUUGCGUACGCUGUUGCCACGGUGCUUGUUGGGUCUGGCGUUGAUGUUGAUACCAAGUUUUACCACGGCGUGUCUUGUGCUUACAACUAUGUGGUGGGACGCCAGGUGAAUGCGCCUGCGGUGAAUGGGAAGCCUCGGCACGGGACGCAAUAAUUGGAUAGAGGAAAGGACUUGUAUAAUUUUGCAUAUGGGAGGCUAGCAUGUUGUUGGCUCUGGACGUGUUAUGGAAUAUGAUUUAGUAUAGAAGACAUGAUGUUGUUUAACUUGAUGAAUGGGCGAGGAUUCACUUCAGCAUAACUGAGACUUUGUCGACUUGAGCAUUGCGCAUUCUACAUUCCGAUGCUAUGCUGGAGUGCACCGCGUGCUAUCUCGCCUGCUGGAU